Molecule: messenger RNA, 1505 nt
Organism: Heterocephalus glaber (naked mole-rat)
Lineage: Eukaryota; Metazoa; Chordata; Mammalia; Rodentia; Bathyergidae
Gene: Tmem41a
Product: transmembrane protein 41A
Source: RefSeq, a predicted model, not a curated record
CAAACGUGUUCCGUCCCGCAGUCCGCGUGCGGCUAGGGUUCUGCGCUGCCACUAGCGUGGCCGGCUCCCGUGCGGCCCGGCGGCGGGCAGGGCCGCGGCGCCGCCAUGCGCCCGCUCCUCGGCCUCCUCCUGGUCUUCGCCGGCUGCACCUUCGCCCUGUAUCUGCUGUCCACGCGGCUGCCCCGAGGCCCGAUGUCCGGCUCGGCGGGGGAGGCUGACGGCAGGUCAGUGUGGUUCCCUUCCGACCUAGCCGAGCUACAGGAACUCUCCGAGGUCCUUCGAGAGUACCGGAAGGAGCACGAGGCCUAUGUGUUCCUGCUCUUCUGCAGCGCCUACCUCUACAAACAGGGCUUUGCCAUCCCUGGCUCCAGCUUCCUGAACGUUUUAGCCGGCGCCUUGUUUGGGCCAUGGCUGGGGCUUCUGCUAUGCUGCCUGCUAACCUCGGUGGGCGCCUCGUGCUGCUACGUGCUCUCCAGCGCUUUUGGCAAGCAGCUGGUGGUCUCCUACUUUCCGGAUAAAGUGGCCCUGCUGCAGGGGAAGGUGGAGGAGAACAGAGACAGCCUGUUCUUCUUCUUACUGUUUCUGAGACUUUUCCCCAUGACACCAAACUGGUUCUUGAACCUCUCGGCCCCGAUUCUGAACAUCCCCAUCGUGCAGUUCUUCUUCUCAGUCCUGAUCGGUUUGAUCCCGUACAAUUUCAUCUGUGUGCAGACCGGCUCCAUCCUGUCCACCCUCAGCUCCCUGGAUGCUCUCUUCUCCUGGGAGACGGUCCUGAAGCUCCUGGCCAUGGCUCUGGUGGCCUUAGUUCCUGGAACUCUCAUUAAAAGGUUCAGCCAGCAGCACCUGAGAUUGAAUGAGAAGGGGGCUGCCAAUUACACAAAUAGUAGAAAAGACACGUGAUCUGGAUUUUCCAUUGGUUCGCCUCUUCCCUGAAGUCUAUUGCUGAUUUGCAUACCGGAUGUGGUUCACGACGCCAUUGAUCUGGGCUCAUUCCACAGAGAACUCAGGAAGGAUGGUUGGUUGGUUGGGUUCGCCUCUUGCCUGCCCCUGGCAGCCUUGGGACAAGAUGGUUGUCCUUGUCCAGAGCACAGGGUGUGUGACAGUGUUCCGGGGACUAGUGCCAUUGCUCACUGGGAGCCCACAUUGCUGACAUGGCCCUUCUCUUCUGUCAGUCUCUCAGAGAGUGUUGUGUACUUUUUUUUUUUUUUUUGGUACCGGGGAUCGAACUCGGGACCUUGGGCUUGUGAGGCAGGCGGCGGAGCCACUGAGCUAAAUUCCCGCCCCUGUUCUGUACUUUCUUGCAGAUGACCUACCUCUUCCUUAAGCCAAGGGAAUCAAGUGGAUGAGCGACCUAAGACUUCCACAUGUGGCUCAGAUGCGCAGUGAUUUUUGUGAUGCUCUUAUGUUCAGUCUCCUGAUGUCCCUCUAUGUCACAUCUCCUCCUGGCUCUAUGCUCUUACAAUUAAGCUGGUUGCAAACGGACUAUUAAAGAUUAAUGGAACAAA